ACGUAACCUCACCAACGAACUGACAGUACGAUAGUGCCGUGCUAACGGUGUGGUACCAGUACAGUGAACUCGUGUUUGACCGCGAAUUUGUACGUGAAAGAAGCUAGGCCUACACUAGUGUAAAAUAGUGAAUACUUCGUGAAUAAAGCGUACAGUGAGGUGUGUCUGGUUGUGGAGGUGUAGCAGUGUGCAAUGUCAACUUAACCUCCCUGAUUCUUAUCAAAAUCUGCAUUGUUUUGAUAUAGAUUUGUCAUAUUAUUCUGUGUGCAUGACAUGUACAAAUGAAAACUAGUGAUUGUGUUAGAAGAGUUCAAGAGUGUGUCACAAUAUUAUAAAUCUACACAUCAGUACAAUGUCAACUUAACAUCCAAGAUGCUUAUCAGCAUAAUCGGCAUUGUUUUGAUAGUGGUUUAGCACAUGUGUUUCUUGUGAGUUCAAUAUAUUGCAAAAGUUAAUAUUUCUUGUGAAUCAAUCUAUAAACCUCCCUUGAGUCUUAUCAGAUUCUGCAUUGUUUUGGAAAGUGUUUCAGUUUAUGUCGAGUGAUUGUGGUGGAAUUGCUUUGUCAUAUCUUGGAAUUAGUAAUCGAAUUGGAGUGACAGUUCAUCGUUUUCACUAGAAGGUGUACAGCAUGCACCCACUCCAGAACACAGUGUUUGAAAACAGCACAUGAUGCCCGGAGAAAUGCCUGGGGUCAGGUGGGGUCACUGGUGACCCUCAAAUGAGAUUGUGGUGGGGUCGGUGGUUACCGAUUCCCCAAUCCUCCUCCUUACCCUCUAAUGGCGGCUGUCUGGUCCCUCUAAUGGCUGCCUGACUCCCCAAAGGGCUGCAUGAUCCCUCUAUUGGCCGCCUGCUCUCUCCAAUGACCGCCUACUACCUCUAAUGGCCACCCGAUUCCCUCUAAUGGCCGCCUGAUUCCCUCCAAUGGCCGCCUGAUUCCCACCAAUGGCUGCCUGAUCCCUCCAAUGGCUGUCUGCUCCCUCUGAUGACCGCCUACUCCCUCUAAUGGCUGCCACAGUUGCAGCAUGCCGUCGCCCCACCACUCUGUUGAUGGGAGGGGGCACCCCGCCACCAGUCCCUCCACGUGACAAGUGCAAUUCGGCUGCCACCCUCACGCACACACUCACGCAGGAUGAUGACACCGUCUCAGAGCUGGACGAGUCUGAGAUCAAACGCCAAUUACUCAACGAUAAAUGGCGUCAACUAUUUGACAAGUAUGAUCCAGAGGGCUUCGGUGAGAUACCUUGGGAUGACUUUGUUGAAGUUUUGAAAACACCGGACUUUGUGAGUGAAGUCACUCCCAACAAGCUGGAGCUGUUGGUGGAAAGGUCGCAAGAUAGAAGGACCACUGCUAUCACUUUUCAGGAUUUCGUCAAUGUGAUGAGCGGUAAAAGGACUCGCAGCUUCAAGUGUGCUGUCCAUCACAGAGACAGGGAGGUGUCGAGUGAAAACGAUUUUCAUAUUCUUCUGCAAGAGCCUCCACUCUUUAGAAGAAUGGUGCAGCUAAUUGCAGCGGAGUUCCUCACGGAGGAGAGGGACAGAAAAUACUACGCAGAUCACUACACAUGCUGUCCCCCUCCACUUUUCAUUAUUAUGAUUACAAUUUUAGAGCUUGGCUUUUUUACCUACUACACUGUGUCGAAAGGAGAACUGAAUCCUUCGGGCCCCGUCCCCACAGACAGCCUUUUUAUCUACCGUCCUGACAAGCGCCUUGAAAUUUGGAGAUUCUUUUUUUAUAUGGUCCUUCAUGCAGGAUGGUUGCAUUUGAUCUUCAACUUGUUGGUGCAAGUGUUAGUGGGUCUGCCCUUGGAAAUGGUGCACGGUUCACUUAGGAUAGGAACUGUUUAUAUGGCUGGAGUAUUAGCUGGUUCAUUAGGAACUUCUGUUUUUGAUAUGGAUGUCUGCUUGGUGGGUGCCUCGGGAGGGGUCUACGCACUCCUAGCAGCUCAUCUGGCCAAUGUUUUGCUGAACUACAACAACAUGGAGUUCGGCAUAGUCAGGCUUGUUGGAGUCAUUGUAGUUGGUGAGCAUUUUUUUCUUUCAUUUGUUACAGAAAUACUUGAAAAGUUGAUACUUUUCAUUUAUAACAAACCUUAUCUUUUUAUAAAAAUAGAACGGUGGGUGGCUUUGGGAGUUUACGCUGCUUGCACGUUAUUCGCCGUUUUAUUCAACAUAUUACCACCGAGCUACGGGCCAUGAUACAUUGCCUUCAGCCGUAUCAUGGUGUGAUAGAAACGUAUCAGUGUGAUAGAAUUGUAUCAAAUGAGAUCCAGUAUCGUAUCAUAAAGUCAGUAUUGUAUCAUAUGAGUCCUGUAUCAUAUGGUGUAGGCCUAUGAUGCAAACGUAUUUUGUGAGAUAUAGCAACGUAUCUUCAAGCUGUAAAAAAUUAUUCUAUUAUUUGUGAUACAGUAUCAUAUCGCUUUUAAAUGUAUCAUUAUGUGACAUGAACAUGUCAAAGAGUGAUUGAUUUAUUUCAUAAUGAGAUUUAGUAGCCUUAUUUAUACAUUAUCACAUUCAAUUGUAUCAUGGUGUUGGAUAUUAUUAUGUUAGAUUGUUAUACAAUAAUGUAUCAUGGUGAGAUCCACCAUUUUAUCAUGAGCUUGUACUAUGUUAUCAUGAUGUGCUACAGUAAGCCUUCAAACGUUCAAACCGUUUUAGGUUUCAUGGUUUUAUACAAAUGUGUUGAAUUUUGUAUCAUAGUAUCAUAGGCCUUUAGCCUACAAUAUCAUGAAUUGGUUACAAUGAAUCUUGUAAUGUGGAACAUUGUCAAAGUGUGAUAUAAUAUUAUCAUAGUGUGAUAAAAUGCUAUCAUAUUUUGAUACAAUGUUAUCGUAUUGUUAUACAAUCUUUCCAUAAGGUGAUACUGCUGUGUCCAAAUUUGAUACAAUUCUAGAUGCAAGUCAUCGUGAUAAGUCUAGAACUUAAAAGACUCUCUCCAAUAGGCCUAAAUUUUGUAUCUAUGUAUUUAUUAACUGUAUUGCGUGUAAUUAACAUAUAAUUAUAUUUAUUGAAUCUAUGUUGCUUUCUACCAAUGUGUAUUCUUUGUUAUAUAUAGCCUAAUUGUUGUAAAUCAAUGUACAUCACAAGAAUCUCUCCAUCAAUAUUGUAAAAAAACAAUAAUUUUCAAUGUGUAUUAUUUGUUCAUAAGCCACGUCAUUAUUGGUAUUGUGCUAUGAUCUGUUAUGGCUGUAGGAGUCAACUUGAACAAAAAAUCUUAUUACCAAAACCCAAAAAAAUCAAGAAGUAGUUA
Nilaparvata lugens (brown planthopper) is the source of this 3247-nucleotide messenger RNA. Its product is annotated as rhomboid-related protein 2. Gene Ontology annotation, cellular component: membrane. The record is from RefSeq and is a predicted model, not a curated record. Gene Ontology annotation, molecular function: serine-type endopeptidase activity. NCBI's taxonomy places the organism in Eukaryota, Metazoa, Arthropoda, Insecta, Hemiptera, Delphacidae.